AUGGAUGCCACAAGGUUAAGAAGAGGUUAUUUAGGUGUUUUUAUAGCUUUCUUCCUUGUUUUAUCCAUGCCAGAUAUAUGCCAAGCAAAAUACCGAAUCAUUCCGGAUGCAGCUUCUUCAUAUGGCAACGAGUUGCAUUCCAUGGAUAAUAAUAUAGAUGAAACAACGGGAGAUCAGGUUUCAAUAUUUUGUAGGAAACAGCUUAAACAAAUUAAUUCAGCUAUUCAGAAUUUUAUCUUUGAUUCACCUCAAGUGAAAAACCAUAACAAGGAAUCUGACGUGGCAAUGUUAAGAACGCUUGUACUCAAGGCCAUCACGGGUACAAAUUUUAAGCAAUCUCUUCUAAAUAUCUUUAAAUCAUACAAAUUUUUGUCUGAUAAUCCCAUCAGAGAAAGAUCAAGAGAAGUUCAUGGUAGACCGAGUGGGAGAAUCCUUAAACCAAGGCACCGGCGACGGAGGAGGAGGCGGCGGCGAAGGAGGCGCCACCCUCGUCAACGAUGGUCCGUGCCAUCACCAGCUCCAUCCACUGAGUACCCCAGUGCUCCCAUUCCAAUAUUUGCCCCCAAUGGUGCCCCGUCUCCAACAGACAAGGUCCCUUCUCCAGCCCGAACUCCUUACGGAUCCCCAUCUCCCACCAUGACGCCUGACAAGCCCAUGUCUCCAACUCCGACCUCUUAUGCGGAUCUAUCUCCAACACCGAAUGUUGACCCUGACCCUGACCCUGAUCCCGAACCUGACCCUGAACCUGAACCUGAGCUUUUGCCCGAACCUUCAACAAAACCUUCACCAAAUGUGGAAUCACAGGAAAAGACUAAAGUGGAUCCUGAUUCGCAGACAAAAGACAAAAACAAAGAGCGUAAACUGUUGAUAAUUGCCAUAGCUUCAACUAUAGUGGCAGCUCUGGCUAUUUUCUUCUUGUUUUUGGUUUGCUUCUUUAGAUUUAAAAGGAGAGGAUGCGAUUUAGAUGAUGGACAAAGGAAGAGGAAGCUAUUUUCUACUGGUUCUUUACUAAGAUCCAAGAAAGCUACAAGUGGGAAGGGUGGGAUGCAUAAUGUAUCAACCAAAAGUGCAUCAACAUCAGGAUAUCAAGUAUCUGGAGAUGGAACAUUACCAUUUUCACCGGGAAGAAGAGUUCCCCCAUCAUCAUCAUCAUCACCACCCUUGCCACCGCCGCUGCCCCCGCCACCGCCUCCUCCACCACCACCACCACAAGCGAUACCUGCACAUCCUCCCCCUGAAGCACCCCCACCACCGCCAAAGCCUGAUAACGUGCCUUAUCCACCUAAGACAAAGCCACCUACUCCACCUGGUUUACAUCGCCGACACUCUAGAGAUGAAAAUGAAAAUGAAGAUUCUGACGCCAAUAAAACCAAGUUAAAGCCUUUCUUCUGGGACAAGGUGAAUACUAGUCCUAACCGAUCAAUGGUUUGGCAUGACAUCAAAGCUGGAUCAUUCCAGUUCAAUGAGGAGAUGAUGGAAAAGCUAUUUGGUUAUGGCUCAACUAUUCAAAACAAGAAUGAUAAUGGAAAAAACCCAGCAAAUUUACAAUUUCAACCCAAGUUGAUUCAGAUUAUUGAGCCGAAGAAAGCACAAAAUCUAGCGAUUCUUCUUAAAGCAUUAAAUGUUACAACGGAAGAAGUGUCUGAUGCACUCAUGGAAGGUAUUGAGCUUCCUGUCGAAUUCAUUUCUUCCUUGUUGAAGAUGGCACCCACACCAGAUGAAGAACUAAAACUUCGAUCAUAUAAAGGAGAUGUUGCCCUUCUUGGCACUUCAGAACGAUUUCUCAAAGUCUUGGUUGAUAUUCCAUUUGCAUUCAAACGUCUUGAAGCUUUGUUGUUUAUGGGCUCACUUCAUGAAGAAUACUAUACUGUUAAGGAAUCCUUCUCGAUUUUGGAGGUAGCUUGCACAACCUUAAGAAAUAGUAGACUCUUAAAAAAACUUCUAGAAGCAGUUCUUAAAACCGGCAACCGUAUGAAUGUUGGCACUUAUCGUGGUGGGGCACAAGCAUUCAAACUCGACACACUUUUAAAACUUUCUGAUGUCAAAGGCGCAGAUGGUAAGACCACACUCUUAUCUUUUGUGGUUCAAGAAAUCAUCCGUUUGGAAGGAAAUAAAGCUGCCCGGAAAGCAAGGGCUGACCGAAGUUCUUCAGGAGAUGUUUUAAAAGAACCAAGUAAAGAAGCUAUUGAGAGCUACCGAAAACAAGGCCUGGAGGUUGUUUCCAACCUUUGUGAGGAGCUUGAGGAUGUUAAAAAAGCUGCACUUGUUGAUGGUGAUACAUUAACAUCAACUGUUUUGAAACUAGGACAUAUGCUAAAAAGGACUAAAGAUUUUUUAGACAAUCAGAUGAAAACUGUUGAUGAAGAUAAAGACAAUGAGUUCAAGGCAUUCCUCACGGAGUUUGUGGGUCGUGCAGAAACCGAUAUCAAUUGGUUGUUGGAAGAGGAGAAAAGGGUGAUGUACUUGAUCAAGGAUACCGGUGAUUAUUUCCACGGCAAGUCAAGAAAAGAUGAGGGCUUACACCUGUUUAUAGUUGUUCGUGAUUUUUUGAUACUUUUGGACAAUGUAUGUAAUGAGAUAAAAAGAACAACCGUGAUAAAAGCAAAGAAUAAUUCGACCGAAGAAUCAUCGUGGCGGAGUGGUCUUCGUGAUAAACUCUUUCCAGCUAACAAAGAUAGCCAAUCGGGUUAUCCCAGCUCGGAUGAAGAGAGUGAUUCUCCCUAAGUUUUGAAUAGGAAUAUAAGGAAGAACCAAAUAUGAUUGCGAGAAAGU
Erigeron canadensis is the source of this 2772-nucleotide messenger RNA. RefSeq names its product formin-like protein 3. The transcript is spliced from 6 exons. The coding region runs from base 1 to 2724 and encodes 907 amino acids. Gene Ontology annotation, biological process: actin cytoskeleton organization; actin nucleation. NCBI's taxonomy places the organism in Eukaryota, Viridiplantae, Streptophyta, Magnoliopsida, Asterales, Asteraceae. The record is from RefSeq and is a predicted model, not a curated record. Gene Ontology annotation, molecular function: actin filament binding.